Molecule: messenger RNA, 5341 nt
Organism: Cavia porcellus (domestic guinea pig)
Lineage: Eukaryota; Metazoa; Chordata; Mammalia; Rodentia; Caviidae
Gene: Megf6
Product: multiple EGF like domains 6
Exons: 36
Coding region: 153-4874 (1573 amino acids)
Molecular function (GO): protein binding; calcium ion binding; scavenger receptor activity
Source: RefSeq, a predicted model, not a curated record
CCCGGCGAGCUUUGCUCCCGGUGCGCGCUUGUGUACGGCGGACGGCCCGUUAGACGCGGGCGGGAAGCGGGACCCUCGCGGGCCAUGGUGCACGCGGCGGCUCCGAGCCGCCUGUGAGCGACGCUAAGACCCAGCUGGGACUUGGGCGCACGAUGCUCUUCCCGGCGGGAUGCGCGGGGGCCAUGGCGUGGCUGCUGCUCCUGGUGCUCGCUGCGCCCACCGCCGCCGGGCCGUGGGACCCGCUCCCGCUGCAGCCUAGCAUGCCCCACGUGUGUGCGGAGCAGGAGCUGACCCUGGUGGGCCGCCGCCAACCCUGCGUGCAGGCCUUUAGCCGCGUGGUGCCCGUGUGGGAGCCGGGCUGCGGGCAGCAGGUGUGGUGCCUUGGCCACCAACGCAGAACCAUCUACUACACCGGCUUCCGGCAGGUAUACGCUGUGGAGGCCCGAACUGUGCUCAGGUGCUGCUCGGGGUGGAGCCGGCUGCCGGGCCGGGAGGGCUGCCUGUCCGAUGUGGAUGAGUGCCUUGCACACAACGGCGGCUGCCAGCACCGGUGCGUGAACACGCCAGGCUCCUACUUCUGCGCGUGCAAGCCCGGCUUCCGGCUCCACUCGGAUGGCAGGACCUGCCUGGCUGUCAACUCCUGUGCCUUGGGCAAUGGUGGCUGCCAACACCAGUGUCUACAGCUCACGACCACGCGGCACCGCUGCCAGUGCCACCCCGGGUUCCAGCUCCAGGAGGAUGGCAGGCGCUGUGUCCGCAGAAGCCCGUGUGCAGAGGGGAAUGGCGGCUGCAUGCACACCUGCCAGGAGCUCCAGGGCCUGGCCCAGUGUGGCUGCCACGCGGGCUUCCAGCUGGCUGCGGACCGCAAGGCCUGUGAAGAUGUGGACGAGUGCGCCCCAGGCCUGGCACGGUGUGCCCACGGCUGCCUCAACACGCAGGGAUCCUUCAAGUGUGUGUGCCGUGCGGGCUAUGAGCUGGGUGCUGACGGCCGGCAGUGCUACCGCAUUGAGAUGGAGAUCGUGAACAGCUGUGAGGUGGGCAACGGUGGCUGUUCCCAUGGCUGCAGGCACAGCAGCGGGGGUCCCCUGUGCACCUGUCCCCGUGGCUAUGAGCUGGACCAGGACCAGAGGACCUGUGUUGACGUGGACGACUGUGCUGACGCCCCGUGCUGCCAGCAGGUGUGCACCAACACCCCCGGCGGGUACGAGUGUGGCUGCUACGCCGGCUACCGGCUUAGCGCUGACGGCUGUGGCUGUGAGGACGUGGACGAGUGCGCCUCUGGCCGCAGCGGCUGUGAGCACCGCUGCACUAAUCUGGCUGGCUCCUUCCAGUGUUCCUGUGAGGCCGGCUACCGGCUGGAUGAGGACCGCAGGGGCUGCACCUCUCUGGAGGAGCCUGCAGUGGACCUGGACGGCCAGCUGCCCUUCGAGCGGCCCCUACCCCACAUCGCGGUGCUGCGGGAUGAGCUGCCACGGCUCUUCCAGGAGGACUCCGGGGCCGAGGAGGAGGAGGCAGAGUUGCGGGGAGAACUCACACUCGCCGAGAAGUACGUCUGCCUGGACAACUCCUUCGGCCCUGACUGCAGCUUGACCUGUGAUGACUGCAGGAAUGGGGGGACCUGCCUGCCGGGCCUGGAUGGCUGCCACUGCCCCAAAGGCUGGACCGGGCUCAUUUGCAAUGAGACUUGUCCUCCAGACUUCUUUGGGAAGAACUGCAGCUCCCCCUGCAGCUGCCAGAAUGGUGGAACCUGUGACCCAGUGACCGGGGCCUGCCGCUGUCCUCCGGGCGUCAGUGGAGCCCACUGUGAGGAUGGUUGCCCCAAGGGUUUCUAUGGCAAACAUUGUCGCAAGAAGUGCCACUGUGCCAACCGGGGGCGCUGUCACCGCCUCUACGGGGCCUGCCUCUGUGACCCGGGGCUCUACGGCCGCUUCUGCCACCUGGCCUGCCCGCCCUGGGCCUUCGGGCCGGGCUGCUCGGAGGAGUGCCGCUGUGAGCAGCCCCACACCCAGUCCUGCGACCGGAGGGACGGCAGCUGCCUCUGCAAGGCCGGCUUUCGGGGCGAGCGGUGCCAGGCAGAGUGUGAGCCGGGCUUCUUUGGGCCUGGGUGCCGGCAAGCGUGCACCUGUCCGCCGGGUGUGGCCUGUGACCCUGCGAGCGGCGAGUGUUGGCAGCAGUGUCCCCCUGGCUAUCACGGACAGGACUGUGGCCAAGAGUGCCCAGCGGGGACAUUUGGUGUGAACUGCUCAGGGUCCUGCUCCUGUGGGGGAGCCCCCUGCCACUGGGUCACAGGGCAGUGCCUGUGCCCACCAGGGAAGACAGGGGAGGACUGCGGGGAAGACUGUCCCGAGGGCCACUGGGGGCUGGGCUGCCAGGAGAUCUGCCGUCCAUGUGAACACGGUGGCCGCUGCGAGCCCGAGACGGGAGCCUGCCUGUGCCUUCCUGGCUUCAUUGGCAGCCGCUGCCAGGACGCUUGCCCAGCAGGCUGGUUUGGGCCUGGCUGCCAGAUGAGGUGCUCUUGUGCCAAUGAUGGGCACUGCCACCCAGCCACUGGACACUGCAGCUGUGCCCCUGGGUGGACCGGCCUCAGCUGCCAGAGAGCCUGUGACAGCGGGCACUGGGGGCCCGACUGCAGCCACCCCUGCAACUGUAGCGCUGGCCGCGGGAGCUGUGAUGCCGCCAGCGGGCGGUGCCUGUGCGAGGCUGGCUACAUGGGCCCUCAGUGUGAGCAGGAGUGUCCCCAGGGCUACUUUGGGCCAAGCUGUGGGCAGCGGUGCCGGUGCGAGCAUGGGGCAGCCUGUGACCACAUCAGCGGGGCCUGUACCUGCCCGCCCGGCUGGAGGGGCACCUUCUGUGAGCGCAGUAAGUGGCCAAGGGCCAAGGGUGGGUCAGGGCCAAGAUGCAGGCGGGUCCCCCAGCCGGGUCCUGCUCCCUGCCACACCUCACCCCACCCUGCAGCCUGCCCGGCCGGCUUCUUUGGCGUGGAUUGCCACAGUGCCUGUGACUGCUCUGCUGGGGCCACCUGUGACACUGUGACCGGCUCCUGCGUCUGCCCAGCUGGCCGCCAGGGCCCCCGCUGUGCUCAGACCUGCCCAGCCCUCACCUACGGCCUCAACUGCAGCCAGGCCUGUACCUGCUCCAACGGGGCCUCCUGCGACCCUGUCCACGGGCAGUGCCACUGUGCACCAGGCUGGAUGGGGCCAGCCUGUCUGCAGGCCUGCCCCGCCGGCCAGUAUGGCCAGGACUGUCAGCACUCCUGCCUGUGCCGGAACGGAGGGAGCUGCGACCCUGUCACCGGCCGCUGCACCUGCCCGGAGGGCUGGACUGGGCUGGCCUGUGAGGAUGAGUGCCGCCCGGGACACUAUGGGGCGGGCUGCCUGCUCAGCUGUAGGUGCCUCCACGGGGGCCUCUGUGACCGGCACACAGGCCACUGCCUGUGCCCAGCUGGCUGGACUGGAGACAUGUGCCAGAGCCCUUGUGCCCCGGGCACGUUUGGGCCUCGCUGUGAAGAGCACUGCACCUGCCGGCAGGGAGCCACAUGCCACCACGUCACCGGUGCCUGCCUCUGUCCCCCAGGAUGGAGGGGCUCACAGUGUGAGGAGGCCUGCCAGCGUGGCUGGUUUGGAGACGCUUGUGCCCAGCGCUGCCGCUGCCCGCCAGGGAACCCGUGUCACCAUGUCACCGGGGAAUGCCGGUGUCCGAGUGGCCUCAAGGGGCCUGGCUGUGAGCAGGCCUGUCCUCCUGGCACCUUCGGAGAGAGCUGUGGGCAGCUGUGCCGGUGUCCAGGCCACAACUGGGUCUGUCACCCAGCCACAGGAGCCUGCACGUGUGUCGCCGGCUACCACGGCCCCAGCUGCCAGCAGCGAUGCCCCUCUGGGCGCUACGGGCCAGGCUGUGAGCAGCUGUGUGGGUGCCUAAAUGGGGGCUCCUGCGACGGGGUCACAGGGGCCUGCCACUGUCCUGCAGGCUUCCUCGGGGCUGACUGCAGCCUCUCCUGUCCACAGGGCCGCUUCGGCCCCGACUGUGCCCACCUGUGCAGGUGUGGACAGGGCGCGACCUGUGACUCUGUGACUGGCACUUGCGCCUGCCCCCCCGGGAGGACCGGUGUCCACUGCGAGCAUGGCUGUGCCCCGGGCUGGUUUGGCUCAGGUUGUGAGCGCCAGUGCACCUGCAGGAACGGAGGCCUGUGCCACGCCGCCACCGGCAGCUGCUCCUGCGGCUUGGGCUGGAUGGGGCCACACUGCGAGCAGGCCUGUCCGCAGGGGCACUACGGGGCCGCCUGCCGCCUGGCCUGCUCCUGUCACAACAAUGGCACCUGCGAGCCCACAACAGGCACCUGCCGCUGUGGCCCUGGCUUCUACGGCCCGGCCUGUGAGCACUCCUGUCCCCCCGGCUUCCACGGCAUGGGCUGCAAGCAGGCCUGUGAGUGCCAACAGGGCGCCCCCUGCGACCCCGUGAGCGGCCAGUGCCUGUGCCCCACCGGCUUCCAGGGCCAGCUCUGCGAGGAGGGGUGUGAGCCGGGCUCCUUCGGCGAGGGCUGCCGCCAGCGCUGUGACUGUGGUGACGGGGUGCCCUGCGACCCCAUCAGUGGCCUCUGCCUCUGCCCGCCGGGGCGUUCGGGAGCCACGUGUGAGCUGACCUGCAGAGGGAGCCACUUCGGGCCCGGCUGUGCCCUGCGCUGUGACUGUGAGGGUGGGGCUGACUGUGACCCUGUCAGUGGGCAGUGCCACUGUGUGGACGGCUACAUGGGGCCCACGUGCCGGGCAGGUGGGGGCCCCCAGGUGUCUGAGAGCUUGUCACCAACCCAGGGCAAAGGGACGCAACCAGCCUCCAGCACCACAGUACCCAGGCUCAGCAGCAGGGCCGCCAAGCACUAGCUCAGGAGCUCCUGAGGGGGACCCAGGCCUGCAGUGACAACUGAGGACACACGUGAACCUGAACUGGCCCAGCCCUCUCUGGAGCGAUGUGGACAGCCAUGGGCCCUGUGGAUGGCUGCAUGGCCUCUCAGGCUGCCAGGGCCCUGUUGCCAGCUGGAGCGGGGCAGUAGCCUGGGUGCCAUCGGCUGUGCUGAGGAAGCCCCAUCCUGCCCAGCACUGGACCGGGACCCUGGUGGGGUGGGGUGGGGCAGGUCCUCCUGGUGCUAGGCCUGGACUGCUGCAGCUGGCUGCCUGUCCAGCUGGAAGCGAGCCCGGCCAUAUUUAUCUAAAUGUAUUUAUGGGCAGUGCUGAAGCAGCCCAGGCAGCUGGAAACGGCCCUUCGGCAGAAGCUGGACUCAGGUGGACCCAGGUCUCAUGGGGGGCUCAGGGUCGGUGUGAUGCCAACAGUUAAAGGAGCAGGCAGCUUC